AUGUUACAUCCACUACACUUCGGCUUUUUGGCCUUUUUGACCACCUCUCAGUUUGUUGGCUUGACAGUUGCAGAUGCGGGUGAUGUCAGCCUAUGUGGCCAGUCCGACUGGUGGAACUCGACAGAUGUCCCCUAUUCAUUCAACAACAAUGCAUGGGGCAAUGACAGUUCGGGUUACCAGUGUCUUUCCAUCCAUGACGGUGGCCGGAGCUUCAGCGUCGCCUACAAAUGGACUGGGGACGCAUCUCUUGUUAAGGGUUACCCUUACAUGAAGGCGCAUCCCACCAGGCUGCCCGUCCAGCUUUGGAAUGUCACGCAACUGCAGAUCACUGGGAACUGGCAGACUUAUGUCACUGGCAAGGAACAGGCCAGUGCCGACGAGCAGGCCAGAGCCUUCAAUGACGUCUCGCUCUAUGCCAAUGUCGCUGUCGAUAUGUUCUUGUCCGAUAAUCGAGAAAACUCCACCAUGGUCGGCGCUCCUAUUGAGAUUAUGAUAUGGCCAUGGUGGACCCCGACUGUGAAGCCUCUGGGUUGGGCCGAGUCAACUCCCGACAAAGAUACCGUCACUAUCGACGGCACGCCAUUCUCCCUGUACCAUGGCUGGAACGAUGGCGGACAGCACGUCUUUUCCUGGCUGGCCCGUACCAACCUCACCCGAACGGAUGCUGACUACGGCCCCUUGCUCCAGUACAUCUGGAAGAAGGGUAUGCUGUCCGGUGCCUUGUGGCUAGGACAGCUGGAACUGGGAACUGAAAUCAAGCAUGCUGCUGGCGACAUGCAUUUCGAAGCCAGCAACUAUACCCUGAAAGUUGUACGACAGGGCGAUCCGGAAGACAAGACGUCCACCACCUCGACGACGUCGGCCACCACUAGCAGAACACCCACCACCACAUCAGCCCUAGCAACUGCCACUGCCAACAGCAUCACCACAAUUCCAGCUCCAACAAGCACAAAUGCAGGGUCACCUGGGCUGCAUGUACACACAUUGUGUUGGUGCCUUUGGGUUGCUGGUAUAAUCUUAUAA
This is a messenger RNA of Colletotrichum higginsianum IMI 349063, 1023 nucleotides long. Its product is annotated as Endoglucanase. Gene Ontology annotation, biological process: polysaccharide catabolic process. The record is from RefSeq and is a predicted model, not a curated record. The transcript is spliced from 2 exons. Lineage: Eukaryota; Fungi; Ascomycota; Sordariomycetes; Glomerellales; Glomerellaceae. The coding region runs from base 1 to 1023 and encodes 340 amino acids. Gene Ontology annotation, molecular function: cellulase activity.